Gavialis gangeticus (Gharial) is the source of this 2228-nucleotide messenger RNA. RefSeq names its product basic transcription factor 3 like 4 (gene BTF3L4). NCBI's taxonomy places the organism in Eukaryota, Metazoa, Chordata, Crocodylia, Gavialidae. The coding region runs from base 112 to 588 and encodes 158 amino acids. The transcript has 6 exons. The record is from RefSeq and is a predicted model, not a curated record.
CCUUUCUCUGGACCGCUCGCCUCCCCGUGGUCGCCAUCUUGUUCUCGCCGCGUGCUGGAGCGGAGCGGAGCGGACCGGACGGUGAGACCGCGCCGCCGCAGAUACACCACCAUGAAUCAAGAAAAGUUAGCCAAGCUUCAAGCUCAGGUCCGAAUAGGAGGAAAGGGUACGGCCCGCAGAAAGAAGAAGGUGGUGCACAGAACAGCAACAGCUGAUGACAAAAAACUUCAGAGUUCACUCAAAAAAUUGGCCGUAAAUAAUAUUGCUGGCAUCGAAGAGGUGAAUAUGAUAAAAGAUGAUGGAACAGUUAUUCAUUUCAACAACCCCAAGGUCCAGGCUUCCCUUUCUGCAAACACUUUUGCAAUUACUGGUCAUGCAGAAGCUAAACCGAUCACAGAAAUGCUUCCAGGCAUCUUAAGCCAGCUUGGUGCUGACAGCUUAACAAGUCUCAGGAAGUUAGCGGAACAGUUCCCAAGACCAGUGUUGGAUAGCAAAGCACCAAAAUCUGAAGACAUUGAUGAAGAAGAUGAUGAUGUCCCAGAUCUCGUAGAAAACUUUGAUGAAGCAUCAAAGAAUGAAGCUAAUUAAAUCAUUAAUAGUUCUGGAAGCUGGCAUGGACUAGAUUUAAGAAAUCAGCUAUGUGGUUCCAAAGUUUUAAAGAAACAGAGAACAUCAUCUGUUAAUAGUUCAGUAAUAUAAAUAUUUUGUAUUUUAAUGAUGCUGUUUGUUCAGCAUUUUCUGUCAGUUGAUUUUUGCAUUUUGCACUUGCUCCCAGGAUCUCUUCUUUUGGUCAAAAAAAAAAAAAAUGUCAGUGCAGUUUGAGGAGUGUGUGCAUGUGCGUGUAUGUAUGUGUGUGGGUGUACAUAUAGUAGAGAACAAAUUGGAGAACAGUUCUAUUUAACUUUUUCCCUUCUUUCUCAGAAGUAGAAAUAAAAUGGAUCUUCAGCGUUGUUUUUUUUUCUUCUCCAACUAGUGCACGGAAAAAUAGUGAAAGUCUUAUUUGUCCACGUUUCAUGAACUGAAGGCAUUUUUGCCGUUAAACUUCGGGUUAAUUUGCUGUUAACUAUUGUAUUUGCAAAUGUGUUUAUUUUCCAUAUUGAAAAUGUAUCCAUGCUAUUUGUUAUCAACCGUAUAUUGAUACCAAAGACAGGAUAUUUAUAAGCCUGUUUGGUAUGCUAACAUUUUUUUAAAUUGAUCCUAAAGAAGUGUGCUUUCUUCCUUAAAGUUCUUGUCUCAACCUCUUGCCCCCCCUCCCUUCUCUUCCCCUUUUUAACCUUAGCCAAGUCCAUCAGCCUUCAUGUGAAGUCUGUUUUAUAUGGUUGACCUUCAUUCAACCCCUUUUGAAUCGAUAGUGGUGUGUCCUCCUCUUGAUCAUUUGGGUAUAUAUCCUCAGAAUGUUUCUUGCACACAUAAGAAGAUAAGCUCUUACCAUCCAGAAGAGCUAUGUCCAUCGGUUCCUGAACUGGAAGGUCUAGUUGGUAAUAGUGUGAUGCAUCCAUUUGCACAGUAACAUACUUUUGCCUGGCAGGCUUUUGAGACUUUGUUCCAGUGUCGUGACUGCAGCUCCUAACAGCUGUUGUUCUCCAGGGCACUAGAAAUUAAGAAUGGUUAUGAAUUAGUUCAUUGCUAGAGGAAGGGGUCAUUGUCACGUUGCCUUGGCGUCCUGCUGGGCAGUUUGUGCAAUGCCACUAAUUCUGAAGGGAUUUUUACCUUUGCCUGUAACCUACCUCUAUCUAGGUUUAGUGCCAUGGUUGUAGUAGCAUAUUAAAAACAACAAACCUUCUUCAGGCAUACGCAGGACAUGGAGGUACCAUUGGUGCAGUGUAGUAUUUUCUGAACCUUCCUUCAAAAUGCUAAAUGUGAAUCCCUUUUCCAGAGGCUCUUCAAGGUUCUUGAUGUAAUGUGCAUUAUAGUAUAGUUGGACAUCAUUGCAACCUGUAUCAAGGGCAGCUGUAGCUUAUGAAAGCCAUUUUUCUCUAAAUUUAUCAUUUAACUAUGGCUUAAUUGAGACAUAUCAGCUUUUUUAUGUAGGUUCAUACACUAGAUAACUAAAGUUCAAGGUUAUCAGUACAUGAGCGUUCUAGUGACAUCAUCAUAAACCAUGAAAGCAAAGCUGUAGUGGUUUGUCAUCUAGACUUGAUUUAUUUUAUAGACUUGUUCACUUUUCCUGUUUAUAUUUUAUAUAAUACAUGGAUCUUACUACAAAAUAAAAAAAAAAAUACAAAAGA